Molecule: messenger RNA, 1288 nt
Organism: Lobosporangium transversale
Lineage: Eukaryota; Fungi; Mortierellomycota; Mortierellomycetes; Mortierellales; Mortierellaceae
Exons: 1
Coding region: 55-1215 (386 amino acids)
Molecular function (GO): acyltransferase activity, transferring groups other than amino-acyl groups
Source: RefSeq, a predicted model, not a curated record
AUUUGCAUUACCUUCCACUCUUAUUUAUUUCACCCCCUCAAAAAAAUUUAAAGAAUGUCCAAUAGCACGGCUGCAAGAGCCGAGAUCAAGUCCAAGGACGGACGUCAUUUCGUCUUUGAUCGAUGCACUCAUCAACAGGCCGUCGAUACCUUUUAUGGAUGGUCCCGUCAAGAACAAUGGAACCCCGGUGCCAAGGGUGAGGAGAUCAGGCAUGUCUUUUACCGUGCAGAUCCUCAAGGAUUCUUCUUUGGGAAGCUCACGUCGAAACCAAGACCAAAAAGAGACUCGGAUUCUUCAUCUGAUUCUUCAUCCGACUCCGACUCUCAGAACACCGAUCCAUCAUCUCAUUCUUCCUCGGUAGCUGACGACAAUGAUGGUGAUGAUGAGAUCGUCUCGAUUGUGAGCUCUGUCCGUUAUGGAGACGAUCAAGCUUGGAUUGGGUACUAUAUUGUCUCACCUAAAUACCGUGGCCAAGGAUUAGGACUCGAAGGAUUCCAUAAAGCUCUUGAGCAUGCAGGUCAUGGAUCGCAUGUAGGGCUCGACGGUGUGAUGGCUCAAGUGGAAAAUUACAAGAAGUCAGGAUUUAUCCACAUUAGUUGGCAGAAUGAACGUCGUCAAGGAUUCGCCAAGGACUUGACUGAGAAUCAUGAACGCGACUUGGCCGAUCAAAUCCGUCGAAGCGAAAUUCCUGGCUUAGUGGACUUGUCGGAUGAUCAAGUCGAUUUGGAGCAACUCUGCGAGUUGGAAGAGAAAUACACAGGAUUGAAACGCCCGCAGUUUGUGAAGGAUUGGGUCAAGUUUCAUACCAAUCAUGCAGACAAACAUCGAUUUGGGGCUGCGGUUUUGUCUACGGAUCAAAAGAAGGAGAAUGGAAAGCCUGUUGUGUUGGGAUAUGCCUGUUUACGUCCUGCAGAGACUUCCUACAGACUAGGGCCCUUGUAUGCUGCCAAUAUCGAGGCUGCGAAACAAUUGUUGGUCAAGUUGGCUGUGGAAGUGGAGUUGGCAGAUGCAGAUCAACAGAAAUCGUCAACUCUUCCUGAUAGGCCACCUUUGCUUAUUGCAUUAGAUAUGCCCAAUUCGAACCAAGAAGCUGUCAAGUUCUUUGAUGGUAUUGGUUGGAAAGACACAUUCCCAUCCUUGAGGAUGUGGAGGGGCAAAAGGCCUGAGCAUGAUGUCAAUGGUGUCUUUGCUGUUUCUACCCUUGAGAUGGGAUAAAUCCAGCUUUUAUUUUUCAGUAGAAUGGAAUGUUUGAAAUCAAAAUAAAUAAAUAAAAUGAUGAAUUAUAUAC